Messenger RNA from Westerdykella ornata, 507 nucleotides. RefSeq lists its product as uncharacterized. The transcript has a single exon. Bases 1 to 507 code for a protein of 168 amino acids. NCBI's taxonomy places the organism in Eukaryota, Fungi, Ascomycota, Dothideomycetes, Pleosporales, Sporormiaceae. The record is from RefSeq and is a predicted model, not a curated record.
AUGCCACCACCCCCCACAAACCCAUCCGCCUCCUCCGCCUACGCCGACCUCAGCACGACCCGGUACGACAAAGAAGUCGCCGCCAUCGACACGCGGCGCGACACGGCGCUGCUAACCCGCCAACCCGUCACCGUGGCCGAGGGCCGCGCCCCCAAAGGCCUCGAAGCGGCCGUGUUCCAGUGGAAGACUUUGCAAUUCACAAUCGACGAGGACAAGGACGCCAAGGAGGAGGGCAAGGAGGAUUUACAUGGGGGACAGUUGCAUCGACAGAAUAGGGUUGCGAGGGGGGAGGUUGUAGUGUUUGGUGGGGAUGGGAAUGGGAAUGGGGGAAGGGGUGGCAGGGGAGGGAAGAGGGGGGGAGGUGCUGGUGCUGGCGGUGGGAAGGGGAAGGGGAAAACUGGGGAGGAGGAGGAGGAGCAUUGUGUGAGGGCGGGGUGUAAGCCGGGGGAUGUGUGGCCUUGUGCCAAGGGGUUUCCGGAGGAGUUGGAGAGGGAUAUGUUUUUGUGA